UCCAAAAUAAAUAAAAUAAAAUAAGAGGGCGUGUUUAGUCUGUGACUGGGGUAAAGUGGUUUGUGCUGGUGCCGAGCCUUUAGCACGCAGUGUUAGCCGACUAGCAUCACCCCGCUGUGGGCUGUGUCCCAAUCGCAGCUAGAAGUGGGCGUGUCCUCAUCACGUCUCCGACCAAUGGGGGAGGAAUAAUGGGAGGGCAGCGCUGAAAGUGGCCGAGGUCUCCCCCCCUCUCUCUCUCUCUCUCCCUCUCUCUCUCUCCCUCUCUCUCUCUCCUCCUCUCCGAAGGUAGGCUGCAGCGUGUGUUUAUUGAUGAGAUGAAAGAAGAUGGAAGUGAGACAUGAAACAAAGUAAGGGAAAAUACUAAAUGUAAAAAAAGGAAGAAAACUCCAACCUUGUCCGGAUAAGGAAGAAAAGAAAAGCCGGAGAAAGCUGUGAAACACUGUCGCCAGUGGAGGAAAAGAAAAGUCACAGAUCUGGAUCGGCUGAAGAGAACGCACUCAGAGGAGCAUCAGAUGUGAUCUUCGCAGCCGAGGGACGCUGGAGAGGAAGUGUGUUCUCCAUCCGAGAGUGAGAGCAGGACGAUCGUGUGAAGGCUCGUUUCAUGCCUGGGAGAGAUGAAGUGAACACAGUGUGUUUCACCAGCACCAGCAACCUGUAGCAUCGUGACCUUGUGCCUCUCACCGCCACACACACACACACACACACACACACAUACACGGACUACAAACGGACAACUACGACAGAGCGCCAGCCGACUGUUGCCGCCAUCAGCCGCAAAGGGGAUGACUGAGCGCGUCCACAACAUCAACCUACACAACUUCAGCAGCUCGGUACUGGAGACCCUGAACGAGCAGCGCAACCGCGGGCACUUCUGCGACGUGACAGUGCGCAUCCACGGCAGCAUGCUGCGCGCCCACCGCUGCGUGCUCGCCGCUGCCAGCCCCUUCUUCCAGGACAAGCUGCUGCUGGGCUACAGCGACAUCGAGGUGCCCGCGGUGGUCUCGGUGCAGUCAGUGCAGAAGCUCAUCGACUUCAUGUACAGCGGCGCGCUGCGCGUGGCCCACUCGGAGGCACUGCAGAUCCUCACGGCCGCCAGCAUCCUGCAGAUCAAGACCGUCAUCGAUGAGUGCACGCGCAUCGUCUCGCACGCCUCUGCCCAGGAGACGCCACGCGGCACGCCCGACUCGGGAACCUCGGGCCCCGGGAGCGAUGCAGAGCAAGGCAUUGAACGCGCCUACUCAUCCAUCUACCCCAGACUGGAGCUGCAGAACGGCACGCGGAGCGAACGCCAGCACUACACCAGCGUUUCCAUCCCCGGCACCUUCGACCCGCUGCAGCAGAAGGAGGGCGUGCAGGACCCGUCGCUAUGGGUGAGCCAACUGCAUGAGCGCCAGCAGCAGUCGGAGCGCUUCCUGGGCUCGUCUGAGACCACACACUGCCGCAAGCAGCCACGCCCGGUCCGCCUGCACACGGCCGAGCACGACAUGCGCAUCAAACAGGAGAGGAUGACCGAAGAGGCGUACGGCUGCUAUGGAUUAGACAUAGAGGACGCCAACGGAGAGCCCAAAGGAGAGAGCUUCGAUUCAGGCGUCAGCUCCUCCGUUGGCACCGAGAACGACCCGUCGGAGCAGCACUUCAUGCCCGGGUUCGGGCGCGAGGGCGAGGCUGAGGUCGGCACGCCGGUGCACAUUGAUGUCACCGAUUCGUCCCCGGAGCAGAGCCAGGAGAUGGGCGAAGACAACAACAGCGGGGACGGAAGAGACAUCUCAAUGGACCAGCCGCCGCUGUCCAACCCUGUCGUGCAGAGCUCCAUGGCUGGCGGCCAGCUUUACAUCCGCCCCUGCGACACGAUCGCGGCAAACCUGCGCAUGCCGCUGACGCUAACCAGCAGCACCAACUCGUACCUGCCCACGCUGUUCGCCCCGCAGCCCUCAGCCAACGAGAACAAGCCGUUCCUGUUCAGCCUGCCGCAGACCGUCAGCUCCCAGCAGCCCCAGUUCGUGGCCGUGCCUCCCCACAGCAUGGCACCUUUCCCCAGCGGCCUGAGCGGAGUGCCAACCGCCGGCACGCAGCAGCAGCAGCAGCAGCAGCCCGCUGCCACCGGGGUGGUGCAGCAGGGCGAGAAGAAACCGUACGCCUGCACCCUGUGCUGCAAAACCUUCACUGCCAAACAGAACUACGUCAAACACAUGUUUGUGCACACCGGUGAGAAGCCGCACCAGUGCAGCAUCUGCUGGCGCUCGUUCUCCCUGAAGGAUUACCUGAUCAAGCACAUGGUGACCCAUACGGGCGUGCGCGCCUACCAGUGCAGCAUCUGCAACAAGCGCUUCACGCAGAAGAGCUCACUCAACGUGCACAUGCGCCUGCACCGCGGCGAGAAGUCCUACGAGUGCUACAUCUGCAAGAAGAAGUUCUCCCACAAAACCCUGCUGGAGAGGCACAUGGCGCUGCACAGCACCACGCCCGGGGUCACCGGGGUCGUCACUGGGGUCACCGGGGUCGUCUCCGGGGUCGUCACCGGGGUCUCCGGCGCCAACCCGGCAGGCCCCGCCUCCAUCCCGGUGCAGAUGGCCGUCCCUGAACCCGGCCCCGGAGUCGUGGCUCUGGCCAUGCCUGUGGGAGGAGGCGGAGCUGGGGGAGGAGUCAGUGGAACCGGAGUGGGCGUGGCCUCAGAGGCGAGCUGCCAGGAAGCGACGACCUACAUGUGCUCCGUGUGCCCGGUCAAGUUCGACCAAAUCGAGCACUUCAACGACCACAUGCGCAAACACGUCUCCGACGGAUAAGUACGGAAAAAAAUAUAUUGAGAAAAAGUUUUAAAAAAAAAACUUUUUAAACAACAACAACAACAAAAAUAAGAAUGAAAAGAAAAAUAAUGGCACUAGAUUUUUUGUUUGUUCGUUUGUUUGUUUGUUUGUUUUCCCUAAAAUUGGGGGCAUGAAGAGUAAUGAGUAUAGACACUGGCACAUUGAGUUGAGUUUUCCCAGAAAACAAAAAGGUUUUUUUUUUUUUUUGGCAUUUUAUGUCGUUAUUCUUAAAUAAUUAAAAACCAUAGAUGGUGGCCUUAAGGCUGUGUAGUUGGAGAAUGAUCCACUGGCUGGAUCCAAACUACUGGCCUCUAAAUGUAUGAUUUCCUUACUGAUUUAUGUGUUGAACACUACCGAAAGGCCUGCGAAAGAUACACCACACACACACACACGUAUACACACACACACACGUAUACACACCACACACGCACGCACACACAUAUACACACACAGACUACUUAUACACUUACGUACCGUAGAGUGAGUCGUAUCGUGUGUGUGUGUGUGUGUGUGUGUGUGGCCGUGUGUGUGUAUGUGUAUGUGUGUAAAACCGUGAAAUUUUUAACCGUUUUCCCAUGUAGACCGUACUGGAUGCCAAUGGCGUCCUGAUUACUGUGGUAAACCUUUAAAAAAAAACAAAAACAACAACAACAGCAGCAGCAGCAGUAUCUGGCUCGGAUUGGUUGAAGAGUGAGGACGGUCACAUGUUUGCCUUUUUUACGUCAGAUCAGAAAUCGACACUGGGUUUUAUUUAUUAAUUAAACAGAUUAAACGAUGUGCUGUGGAAGUCGAGCCGAGCCAUCGUGAGGAAAAGAACAUUAAACACCCUUUAUGAUGAUUUUUUUAUUAAUGUAUCUGUAUCCUCCCCCCUCCCCCGUCCUCGUUCCCACGUCCCCUGUGGUUCCCUUUAGAGUCGAGUUUACAGAACGAGGGUCCGGGGUUGAUUUUGUUUGUCAGUAUUUGAGCUUUGAGAAUCCAUUUUGCGAACACUGCCACUGUAAAGACUGUUAUUUGACCUUUUCCUAAACAAGAAAAAAAAACAAAAUGGAUUAAAAGACAGAAAGAAAGAAGCCCAGGAACAACAGAGGGUUCUCUUUUUUUUUUUUAAUUCAGUGUCAUCUUUCUCAUCGCUCCAUGAUUGAAAAAUAAAUAAAAAACAACUCCGGCACGCAAACGCAGACGCCAGCAGGCCGGGUGUUAGCGGCUGCGCCACACACUCCCGCGUUCAGACUGUUACACCCCGACGCAGCGUGCUGAAGCUUUUCUCACGAUUCUCACUACUCCACAAGCUGCUGACGCCGAGCCAGUUAGCGACCCGGACACAAAAAUAACCCAGAGUCCCAAAAUAAGGAAGAAAAAUUAAAAAAAGGAAAAGGAGUUUCAAAGGGAAAAAAAGGAAAAGAAAAGAUGAAGCUGCUUCCUGUUCGUGACGUCCACCGUGACUCAGCUGUUUGGCCGGGUGGGGCAACUGAAGUGCACUACUCCUGAUCCCUAAGCCCCAUCUAGUGGCUCAAACAGCCUGGCAUGAGAUUCCUUUUUUUUCUUUUUUUUUGUGGCUAACAGGAAGCAAAAAGAGAAGGAGAGAAGGAGGACUGGCCAAAAAAAACCCACACCCCAUUCACAAUCUAGUGCACUUACUUACUCUAUUGGGAGACAUUUUAUAAAACAUUUUUGACUCAUGAAAUCCCACACCGCACUGCAGCAGAAUAGUGCACACCCACCACACGUCAUGCUUCGUGGGGAACUAAAAUAAUAAUCAACCUGAUCCUUUUUUCUUUUCAUUUCUUCGUUCGUUCGUUUGUUUGUUUGUUUGUUUGUUUGUUUGUUUCUAGGAUCCUUUCCUGACUGAAGUGCACUACUUCUGAUCCCUAAGCCCUAUCUAGUGGCUCAAACGGACCUCAGCUCACGAGACCGAAAGAAAGAAAGAGAGAAUGGUGUGUUCCAAACCACACCUUCUCUCCUAUCUAGUGCACUAUUUUAGGUUUUUCUUCAAAAAAAGUAAAGUAAAUAAGACAGAGCCCAGAUUAUCAACACAAUAAAAAAACGAACUCCUGACUUGAAGUGCACUACUUUUGAUCCCUAAGCCCUGCGUAGAGAGAGUGAGGCGUCCGAAACUGCACCUUAUCUCCUGCCUCAGGCGCUAUUUUAAGAGUCGUGGAAAAUUUUGUUCUCGUAAAUUCCAAAAAUAGUGUCAGUGUCGGUGUCAGUGUCAGUCCUGGCCUGGACUGAUUACCCAUAAUGCACCACACUGGAAAGACUGGGAGAAAAAACAUUUUAAAAACAAAGUCCAGAUUAUCGAAUUACAAUGAAGUGCACUACUCUUCAUCCCUAACCCCAGAUACAUCUGUAUCUAUCUAGUGGGCCAAAGGAGAGUUGGGAAAACAGCAAGAGAAAGAACGGGACGUGUCCCAAUCCAUCUCCCUAUCACACCCUUGUACCCUAUUUUUAGAAGCUGUAAAUUCCCACAAUGCACUGCAACAGGUUAGUGUCAAGCCCAAGCUAGUAUUGAGUACCCAUAAUGCACUUGGGUACAUUUGUAAAGACUGAAGAAAAAAAACUAAAUAAAAAAUGAAAUAAAUCUGGUGGUUACCAAGACAGAACAAUCAAUCAGACAAUCAAGUGCACUACUCGUGAUCCCUAACCCUUAUGUAGUGGAAAAAAGAGAAGAGAGGUGAGAUGUGAUGUAAUAUGAUACGAUACGAGACAUGUCCCAAACCACUCUCAUAGUGCACUAUUUGAGAAUCUAAUGGCCAAAAAAACAAGAGAAAAGGAGAAAACGAGACGUCCAAAAUCUCACCCUGUUCACUACGUAGUGUUCUGUGUUUCACAACGCCUUGCAGCAGGUUGCCAGUUUGAGUCACUAGAUCAGUGCCCCGUAGGAAUUGAGAUGAGAUUUAUUUUUUGUCUGUUUAAACACAGCCCUGUGUGUGUGUGUGUGUGUGUGUGUGUGUGUGUGUGUGUGUGUGUGUGUGAGAGACGAUGAGACGGAGGCCGUCAUUUCCACGUCUCUCCCUGGCUUCAGUCCGACACUCGCUCUCUUCACGUCCACACGCCGUGUCUUUUCCGUCGUGACAAAAAAAAGCAAUCGUAAUAAUAAAUUUCAUUUUCCAAAAAAAAAAAGAUAAAGAAUGAUAAUGUGUUUGUUGAUUGAAAAACAAAGCAACAACAACAACAACAAGAGAGUGUUACUUUGCACACUUUUAAACGCCUGUGCUUCGUAUGAAAAUUGUUUAAACGGAUUUUUUCCUGCUUGGUCGGUUUUAAAGGAAUUUUUUCUUUCUUUGUUCUUUGUGUUUGAGAAAAAGGACUGCACCGAUUUUUUCUCACGUCUACGUUUUGCACUGCAGAAACCGAUAAGUGCACUACUGUUACCACAGAGGUUCUAGUUUUUCGAGAGAAAAAAAAGCGUUUUUUUAUUGAAAUGAGUUGAGAGUUUUGUGUUCGAGUAGCUUUUGUUUCUUUCUCUUUUCAUUUCUUUUCUUUUUUUUACGAGUUGAUGAUGAUGAUGAUGAUGAUGAUUAAGUGUUUCCGCUUUUGUUAUUCGUGUUCGCUAGUGUUCACUUGUGCUUGUUUUGGUGGUUGUGUGUUUUGGGUUUUUUUCCUUCCUAUUUAAAUCCGAACCAUGAGAGAGAGAGUGUGUGUGUGUGUGUGUGUGUGUGUGUGUGUGUGUGUGUGUGUGUGUGUGUGUGUGGUGUUAUUUUUAAAUCUCUCUGCAUCGCCCACCAGCAGUUGCGUGCACACACACACACACACAGUGAAGUGUUCAUACCAAACAACAUCCGAAAAAAAAAAAUGCACGUGUGUGUGUGUGUACAUAAAUUGUGUUGUAGAGUUCAGUUUCUAUAAAAAGGCAGUUGUGUUGUUGGUUGUGCAGCUUUUUCGUAUGUUGUGUAGUGUGUGUGUGUGUGUGUGUGUGUGUGUGUGUGUGUGUGUGUGUGUGUGUGUGAGAGAGAGAGUGAGAUGCCUGAACUGCAGGGCUUCCUUUGCAAUAUGCAGUGCAGGUACUGUGUGUGUGUGUGUGUGUGUGUGUGUGUGUGUGUGUGUGUGUGUGUGUGUGUGUGUGUGUUGUAUCUGCCAGCACAUUUUCACAACUUCACAAGAACAAUCACAGCAAAUGAAAUAAAUAACACACACCCCCAGAGUGUGGCGUCAGGCCUUCGUCCACUCCAACACACACACACAGACGCACACGUGCGCGCUUUGUUAUCAGACAGGAAGUUGUGUCUGGCCGUGAGAGAGGCGCUCAGGCAUGUGCCGAUGUUUUCUUCUAAUAUCAUCAUCAUCCAGUAUUAAUAGGUUUGAAUUCACAGCGGUGUGUGUGUGUGUGUGUGUGUGUGUGUGUAAACUUCAGGAAGAUUGGCCUGAUGUCACUUCCUGUUGCACUGAGAUUACAUCAGAUCAGAGCUCAGUGUGCUAUAAUUAAACACCAUGGCGGUAGAGACGACGCCCCCCGCCUUCACCAGUCUAUUCAGCUUGUUAACUCCGCCCCCUUUUCAGACCGUCCAUGUUAAAGAACUGAUCAGAUCCGCUAAUGUUUAUACGCUCAACGAUUUCUGAACAGGAGACUACGCUUCCUCGGAUAAGCUGUAAAAUCCGAUUCACCGUGAAGGAAAAGACGAUAGAUGUGAAACCCGGAUUAGACAGCGCUUCUGUUAACUCCGCCCUCAUUUUACAUGGACUUCGCAAAUCUGUAGUUCCAUAAGCCAAUAGAAAUCAAGGAGGCGGGGCUAUCGUAUCAUGUCUGGUCAGUAAACAUAACGGACGAGUUGUUGGUGAUGUUAAUAUCAUCACACAAACAUUUUUGCUAUAAAAUGUCAUUUUUUUUUGUUGGUGUUUCAGUCUGAAGCUGCAAAAACAAUUCUGACAGGAAACUGAGUGAUUUGUUGUUGCGUCACUGUUCUCUAUCGAUCACAUGACUUGACGCUGGACUUAGAAUUGAUUUGAUAUGAAAAAGAAAGAAGCCUGCCUGGAGAUCACGGCUGUGAUUGAGUUUAAAGAUGAGAAACUACAGACAAUCAGCUGCUUCCUUACGAAGAGUAAACUCACGUUAAGCCAAAUAUUCAGCAAAGGUUUGACAUGAAGCUAAAAUAAAGCAAAAAUUAAGUUAACUUAAAAAAAAAGCAUUAAACUGAGAUUAAGCUCAAAUUAAGCAAAGCUUUAGAAAAAAAUUAAGGCAAUAUUAAACGAAAAAUUAAAGCUAAAAUUAAGGAAAGUUUUUUUUUAAUGUUUUCCCAAAUUUUACUUAUUAGAUUUAUUUUCCCACAGUAAUUUUUUGCCGAUGUUUAAAUUCCGUUUUACAUUUCCUAAACACAUUAAUAUAUUUUUUUGCCUGUAAAUACGUAAAUGUUUAUAAAACACUGAGAGUUUGUCAAGUGAUUUAAGCAGUAAAUGUUCUUGUGAACACGGCGAACCUGGUGUUGAUCACGACAAGAAAACAAAGCAAAAGGUCUUACGUUAAAAAUAAUAAAUAAUAAUGAUGUAGUUUAUAGAAAUCACAACUCAAAUCCGUUAUGAUGUCACAGAGAUCUGGUCCUCACCUGAGCUGAAUUUCACAUGUCACAUGACAGCCUGCGUGAUGACGCGGCGGGCGUGGCACAGCUGAUCAUCGGCACGUGUCUGAGUCAGUCUGAAUCCUCUCGCCUCGUCCGAGUCUCCGUCCGAGUUUCAGCGCUGAGCUCUCCUGGGGAGACGGGGACGGGGGCGUGGCUAUGAGCCACUCAGAACACCUUUAACUCUCUGUCAGCGAAUCAGGAGCUGAACGAAUCAGGAGCGUGAUUCAGUCCGAGCUUCAUGAGUCACUCCGUGAUUCAUUUCAAGCCUGAGUCUUACGAGCAGAGCAUGCACUCGUUUAUCGCUCCGUCAAGGAUUAUUAAUCGAGCUACACUCCGGCGAAGAUGUAAAUAAAUAAAUAAAUAAAUACACAAUCAAACACAUCACGUCGAUGAUCAACGCUUUUUGUCAGCCAUCUUGUCUGUGCCCUUAAAACCAGCCUUAAUGACGUUUAACACAACCAAAAUGCACUACGGAGCAUAAAGGUGCUUUCGCAAACACAACAUCUGUUAUUUACACACACACACACACACACACUUUCAGAUCUCCGUGCUUUUCUCAGUACACUUCUAUAUAACCGUGCCGUUUAGUUUUUAUCUCUAAUCACCGUCUCGUUUUAUCGCCGUUUGCUUCGAGGUUACGAUUCAGCGUGACUCUUUACCUUCAUGUAUUUCAAUAAAAAUAACUAAAAAAAAGAAAAAUAUAUAUAUAUAUUUUCACCUGGUGUAUGGUUUUUUUUUUCAGAUUCUACACACAUCUAUACAAAUCCACAUCCUUCUUAGACCUUCUCAUAGAACGACAUUUGCUUUGUGCUACGACGAUGACGCUAAUGUAGCUAACACAUAACGGAAACGCUUCUCACGCAUACACAGCUCCAUAUUUACAUUUUAGGCCACGCCCACUACAGCAAGUGCACGUCUGCAAGAAAUCGUAAAACAAAGGAUAAACUGGAGGAGGUGUGUGUGGGUUCUAUUUUCUGUUAACGAUGUUAGCGUCAUGGCAAAAUAACAUCACACUGCGUCCAUCGUAAAGAUGACUUUUUUUUCUUUAACACUUUUAUCAUAAAAUAUUUUCAGCAUGUAAUACAGGUUUUUUCGGUGUCAUUUUUUCACAUUUAUUCAUGUAGAUUUGUUGCUUGAUUUUGUUUCUGUAGGACGCUGCAGGCGUGUUAGUGAUCUCAUACACACACACACACACACACACACACACACACACACACACACACACACACACACACACACAAACUUCAGUGUAUAGUUAAAGGAUCUUUUAGUUUCAGCUUCAGUUGAUUUUUGAGGAUUUUAUCAUUUAUUUAUUUUUCAAUCUGAUAAUACAGUACGUGUGUGUGUGUGUGUGUGUGUGUGUGUGUGUGUGUGUGUGUGUGUGUGUGUUUUGUCAGGUUUUUGUCUUUACGUUUUUACAUUUCUCCUAGCUGGUAGUUUGUUUUCUUUCGGGCACAGAAAUGAUAUGUAACUUCACACCGCUUUAUCUGCUGGUACAAAAUAUUAUCUCUGAUUUGUUUCUUAUUAUUAUUGUUUUGUUUUUGUUUUUUGUUUUUUUACAUCAAUACAAGCUGGUAUGUUUCAUUUUUCAGAUACAAAAUCCGAAAAUCCGACAACGUUAUUCAAAACCACCGACAAGAUGCAAGUGGUUCAGCAGUUUUACUUCAACACGCUGAUGAGUUUAACCCUUUCAGACCCACUUCAUAAAUAUUCAUGAGUUUAUAUCACAUUGAAAUCACAGCUCCGUGGGUUUAUUACUCAUUCUCUCAAUCUACUCAUCACCGUUCUCUCAAUCUACCAUCACCGUUUCACACGGAAAAAGCUCAACUCUGAUUGGGCUACACCUAAUCCCCGCCCUCAACACCCCCCCCCCCCCCCCCCCACACACACACACACACCCCCCACACACACACACACACACAGCCAAUCAGGGUCUGAAGAGGUUAAACGAGGCUACAAUUAUCAACACUCAGAACUGAACACACACACACAGUGCUGUACAUACAAUACAAUAAGCAACUUUUUUGUUUGUUUGAAAAAAAGAUGUUUAAUAACAAAGUGCCUCUUUGUAUAGCUCCAAGCAUGAAAAUCUAAAACUCACUGUCACCCAUAACACCAUGUGCUAUAAUAAUAAUAAUAAUAAUAAUAAUAAGUGUACAGUAUUCACUCACUAGCGAACGUAAUCACUGCCUAAAACGAAUCCCAAGUGAAGUUUAAAGUAUUGACUACCAGCAAUAAUUAAAUACAGAUUUUGAAAAAUCAUUUUUAACAGAAUAAUUCCCCGUGGUUUGCCUUGUACAAUGUGAGCACCGUCAGUAAGGGUGUGGUGUCCUUUAACCCUGAAAUCACCAAAAUAACGCCACUUUUGUAUUCAAUCUUUCUGUCCAAAGUGCCCCAGUGGACUGUUUAUAAUCUCACACACACACACACAAAACGAUCGUUAUUUAUUUAUCUAUCGGAUGAGCCUUUUUUCACACACAGUUUUUUCUUCUUUACAACGUCAGCACUUACAGUUUAACCUUUAGUUGGGCUCUGUAGAGGAAGUGUGUGUCGUGUUGUUGCGUGUGUGUGUCGUGUGUUGUGAGGAAUAUCGUGAGUAGAGAAGUGCCGAUAUUAAUUGCGAUGUUUUAACGUGUGGAAUAUUACUGUAGUGGAAAUUAGAGGAAACGUUUAUUACAGAAUCCUGUGUGUGUGUGUAUUCAUUCGUAUAACUCCAAACAGAAACAGAGGAGAUCAAAUCCCUGGAUUGGGAUUUGAUUGUUUUGUUUUUUUUAUGUAAAAUCUCGUACAGUCAGUAUUUAUCACGUCAUCAUUCUGAGCUGACGAAAGACGGCGUGUUUUUCUGAGACGAACGACUGCAUCAGCGUGCAGCGCUGCUUAAUCACCUACAAAGAGAAAAGUACGUACGUAUGUGUUAACAUAGUACGGUUUUUUUCUUCACGUUUUCUCCCUGAGUUUUAGUCUCGGCCGAUUCCCGCCCACCAGCCAGCCCUCGAUAGCUACAAACCGAAGAGGUGAAGGCAAACACGUGCUUCCUGCGAGAUACGUGAAAUCAGCCAUCUUUGCAAAUUGCUGCCUCACAGGACAGCGAUAAUCAGAAGAAGGUGCUGUCGGCCCUCUUCUGCAUACAUGAGCUCACAGACGCACACGAUUGUCUAACGGCGCUGUGAUUGACAUGGAUGGCUGUGGCGUCGUCGCAAACUUGACCAAACAAACACAUAUACGCUGGUAGACAAAAAUACCUUUAAAACACAAUGAAAGAAACGUCGAUAACUGUCUGAUUGUACGCAUGAAACCAUGACAUCGUAACACACCCACUUGGAAGAUGCAGUUACGGAGAUUCACAUCUCUGUGUCAGAGAGCAGUUAGAGAGUGCGUUCGCUAAUUAAUCGUCACGAUGUUACUAAACUUUCCGUAGGUCCGUGGGCGUAAAGAUGGGACGGAGUUUAGCAACGUGAACGUCGUGGCACCAUCGAGGCAUCAUCACGUCACGCUUUGUGUUUUUAACUUACAGCCGAUUUAUUCACAUCCACUUUCACUUUCCAACAUCUGCAGGAAAGGACACGAAUCCAAAGAGGAAACACACACACUCACUCGUUAUGUAUAACCACAAAUCUUUAUUCUACACUUUAUACAGUAUACAGAGAGAUUGAUGGACUUACAGAGGAACAGAUAUUUAUGAAAAUACAGACGCAGAUUAUUCUUCAUUUAUCAGAGCAGAUAAUAGUGCAGUAGGAGCUCGCAUAUGAAAUUAACUCUCUCUCACACACACACACACACACACACACACACACCGCUAAUCCACUCACUGAUACACACACACACACACCGCUAAUCCACUCACUGAUACACACACACACACACACACACACACUGUCUCCUGCAUGCUGAUGUGAGCGUUUCUUCUUUUCCCAGUUGAAUAAGAGGAUUUGGAUUUUUCCGGAACAGGCACGUGGAAGUCGAGGAAAGGGGAAAAAAACACAUCCCUGUUGAAAACAUUUUUAAAAAUUAAUAAAUAAAAAUGAUUCUCUUUGGAUUAAUACACAGAACCGUAAAGAGGAAAACUGACCUUCUAUUUGUUUAUGAUAUUUUUACACGUCUGCUUUAUAUUAUUCCUCCUUUACUCUUUUUUAGCAGAAGGCUGGUCACAUGACCGACCCGAAUUCUUUUGGGAAUUAUUUCCAGAGCAGUUUCAGGAAACGUAAUGAAGCGUGAGGCGGAAAUCAUUUUACAAACUAAUAAAUGUUUAACCAGACCUUGCCCCCCUCCCCUGAACGUUUUUUUAUUCAUCAUUUUUUUAUUUUUUUUAGACCAGGGAGGUUUUUUAAUUAAAAAAAUCUAAUUUCUAAAAAUUAAAGAAAUAAAAAAUAAUGAUUCUGUGGAUCCUCUCUGUACACGUUUAGCUCAUAAACAUAAUGCAUAAUAGUUUUUAUUAUUAUUAUUAUUAUUAUUAUUAAUAAAAAUAAUAAUAAUAAUUUUUCUUUAGAACUGUAUAUCUUUUUUAUUUUUUGGACUUUUUUCUACUUUUUAAAAUUAAAAUUAUGAUUUUAUUUUAUUAUAUUUUAUUUUUACCAUUUGCUCAUUUGGGCACCUCAUCCCCCGAAUAACUGAAUAUAAUUUCUUUUUAAUUUAAUAUUUUUUAAAGACAUUAUUUAUGUAUUUUUAUUUUAUUUCCCCACACUGUAUGUCUACCUGCAUCUAAUGAACUGUAAUAAUAAUAAUAAUGGGUGGCACGGUGGUAUAGUGGUUAGCGCUGUCGCCUCACAGCAAGAAGGUCCGGGUUCGAGCCCCGGGGCCGGCGAGGGCCUUUCUGUGCGGAGUUUGCAUGUUCUCCCCGUGUCCGCGUGGGUUUCCUCCGGGUGC
Neoarius graeffei (lesser salmon catfish) is the source of this 13219-nucleotide messenger RNA. It is a transcript of the gene zbtb20, whose product is annotated as zinc finger and BTB domain containing 20. The coding region runs from base 783 to 2783 and encodes 666 amino acids. Gene Ontology annotation, biological process: regulation of transcription by RNA polymerase II. The record is from RefSeq and is a predicted model, not a curated record. Gene Ontology annotation, molecular function: RNA polymerase II cis-regulatory region sequence-specific DNA binding; protein binding; DNA-binding transcription factor activity, RNA polymerase II-specific. Lineage: Eukaryota; Metazoa; Chordata; Actinopteri; Siluriformes; Ariidae. The transcript has 5 exons.